CCGCCCGAAUCCCUAAGCUCUAGGCGGCCCGGGGGCGGUGCGGCCGCGCCGGCGAUGGCGCAUAAAGCCACUGGCCACCUGCCCGACUGCUCCUCGGUGCGCCGCUGUCCCGGCCCCGUCGUGCCGCUGCGGCCUGCGUCUCCGGAGUCCCGGCCUCUGUCGUGUCCGGUGCCGUCCCCGUCCCUGGCCAGGCGCGGAGCCCUGCAAGCGCCCGGAGGGCACCAAGGCUGGCAGGCAUGGGCGGCCAAGCCAAAGCGCGCUGGGCGGCCGCGGGGGUGGGCGUCGCGGGGCUACUGUGCGCUGUGCUGGGUGCCGUCAUGAUCGUAAUGGUGCCCUCACUCAUCAAGCAGCAGGUCCUCAAGAAUGUGCGCAUCGACCCCAGCAGCCUGUCCUACAACAUGUGGAAGGAGAUCCCUGUUCCCUUCUACCUCUCUGUCUACUUCUUUAACAUCCUCAACCCCGAGGAGAUCCUGAAGGGUGAGAAGCCACAAGUGCAGGAGCGUGGACCCUAUGUCUACAGGGAGUUCAGGCAUAAGAGCAACAUCACCUUCAAUGACAACGACACGGUGUCCUACCUCGAGUACCGCAGCUACCGGUUCCAGCCCGCCAAGUCCCACGGCCUGGAGAGUGACUACAUCAUCAUGCCCAACAUCCUGGUCUUGGGUGCCUCGAUGAUGAUGGAGAACAAGCCCAUGGGCCUAAAGCUGGCCUUGACCCUGGCGUUGAGCACCCUUGGCCAACGGGCCUUCAUGAAUCGCACUGUUGGUGAGAUCAUGUGGGGCUACGAUGACCCCCUUGUGAACAUGAUCAAUAAGUUCUUCCCAGGCAUGUUCCCCUUGAAGGGCAAGUUCGGGUUAUUUGCUGAGCUCAACAACUCCGACUCUGGAAUCUUCACCGUGUUCACGGGAGUCAAAAACAUGAGCAGGAUCCACCUCGUGGACAAGUGGAAUGGACUCAGCAAGGUCAACUACUGGCAUUCUGAUCAGUGCAACAUGAUUAACGGAACUUCCGGGCAAAUGUGGGCACCGUUCAUGACUCCCAAAUCCUCGCUGGAAUUCUACAGCCCUGAGGCCUGCCGGUCCAUGAAGCUAAUAUACAAGGAGCCGGGGGUGUUUCAAGGCAUCCCCACCUUUCGCUUCGUGGCUCCCAAAACCCUGUUUGCCAAUGGGUCAAUCUACCCGCCAAACGAGGGCUUCUGCCCAUGCAUGGAGUCUGGAAUUCAGAAUGUGAGCACCUGCAGGUUUGGUGCUCCCUUGUUUCUCUCCCAGCCUCACUUCUACAAUGCUGACCCAGUCCUGGCAGAAGCGGUGAUCGGCCUGCACCCUAACCAAGAAGAGCAUUCCCUGUUCCUGGAUAUCCACCCGGUCACUGGGAUCCCCAUGAAUUGCUCCGUGAAGCUGGAGCUGAACCUCUACAUCAAAGCCGUGAAAGGCAUUGGACAAACGGGGAAUAUCGAGCCAGUGGUUCUGCCGCUGCUGUGGUUUGAAGAGAGAGGGGCCAUGGAGGGCGAGCCGCUCCGUACCUUCUACACCCAGCUGGUGUUGAUGCCCAAGGUGCUGCACUACGCGCAGUACGUGCUCCUAGCCCUGGGCUGCAUGCUGCUGCUCGUUCCCGUCGUCCACCAGAUCCGGAGCCAAGGUCCCGAGGAUGGCGGGAGCAGGCCAAGCCUGGCCACCGGGCCGGAGCAGCCCCCUGGCCCCUACACCCCACUCCUGCAGGAGUCUAUGCAGCCUGCCAGUCCCAAAGCCUGAGCCCCCAGCUGCCACACCUGUCUGCACAUCGCAUACACGCCCCGGCACAUGUGCACACACAUGCACAGGCGUGCACAGACACACUCAGGGAUGGAGCUGCUGCCGAAGGGACUCAGGGAACAAGCACUGUUCUGGAACCUUUUCUCCAAGUGACCCCCAGGCCUGACCGUGGGUGCUAUAGGUGUUGUGUCCUCUCCCUUGGGUGAGCCUGGCCCCUUCAGCCACUGGGUCCUGGCUCUUGAAGACACCCACCAUCUCUGGGGGUCUCCCUCCCCAUCAGGACAAACCUUGCAGCCCCAGCCUGGUAGCUCAGGCCUCUUAUUCCCAGGCCAGGGCGCUGUCCUGGAGGUCCUGGCUGGAUGUGCAGGCUUCCUGUGCCAAAGCCAGGUGGGCAGGGGCCAGGGACUCACGGCUCAGGCUGUGACCAUGAGCUUCCUCCAAGGUCUGCCUGCCUAGAUCCCGCCUCAGAAAAUGGUGUGAGCACAGGAUGCCUGGGGCAGCUUCUCCAGUGGUCUCUGCUCACUCUCUGGCAGGACGCUGGAUGUUGGAGGCCCUUUUCCUCCAGCCUAAACUGGCAUCGUCCUGUACACUGAGCUGGCCACUCCCUGGCUGCGAUGGUAGCAGCCUGUGCCCUGAGCUGCCUCCCUUCAGGGUCCCUCAGAUUUUAGGUGCCAGCAUGGAGGGAGGUGGGGAGGCCUUGGAGGCUCACCGCCUGGAUACCUCCCCUGGGAUAGGGCGUGACCCUGCUCUCCAGUGCUCCUGGAUCUUGGGACAAGCCUCUGUUGUCCCUUUUCUACUGGAAGAUAAAUGAAUUUUAUCAUCUUUUAAAAAAAUAAUUCACUAUUGAAGUAAUAAACCUUUAAAAAAAAUUGAA
This is a messenger RNA of Otolemur garnettii (small-eared galago), 2625 nucleotides long. It is a transcript of the gene SCARB1, whose product is annotated as scavenger receptor class B member 1. Gene Ontology annotation, biological process: cholesterol import; plasma lipoprotein particle clearance; recognition of apoptotic cell. Gene Ontology annotation, molecular function: low-density lipoprotein particle binding; lipid binding; scavenger receptor activity. Lineage: Eukaryota; Metazoa; Chordata; Mammalia; Primates; Galagidae. The coding region runs from base 237 to 1751 and encodes 504 amino acids. The transcript has 12 exons. Gene Ontology annotation, cellular component: caveola; cytoplasm. The record is from RefSeq and is a predicted model, not a curated record.